AUGGCGGCUGUUGCGGCGUCGUGGGCGCUGGAGACAACGCUUUGGGGGCAAACCUCCGGCGGCGCAGAGCCCUCCGCCGCAGCGGCGGCGGCGGCCGGCGCGACGACGCCGCGCCUCGCGCUCUGCGGCUCGCGGGGGCUGGGCGCCGGCGAGGGCGAGGGCGACAAAGGAGGCGCAGGGAGCGCGGAGCCGGUGGCGGUGGUGGUGAGGGUCGAGCGCCACGGCGGCGGCGGCGGCGGCAGGGACGCGUGCACGCAUACUCAGGUGUACAAGGUCGCGACGUGUCAGGUGCAGGAGAUUGAAAAGGGCCGGGACGACGACGCCGACGCGGCCUGGCUCGCGGCGCUGGCUGAUGGCGGGGGCGAGCGCAGCGAGAGCUGCGACGGGCGCCCCGCGGGCGAGCGGGGCUGCGGGCCCCCGGCCAGCAGCGUCUUUGCCCAGCUGGUGUCGGAGGACGGCGAUGACGUCAGCGGCGAUGACGUCAGCAGGGAGGGCAGCAGGGGCGCGGCCGCGGCCGCGGGGCCGGCCGCCGAGGCAAGCGACAGCCGCGAGGCGGGGCGGCCGGCGCGCCGGCGGGUGCUGCUCGGUGGUGGCGGCGGCAAGCGCAUGGGUGCCUUGUCGCCGGCGGCGUCUGGUUGGGACGAGAGCGAGCCCUUUGGCGGCGCUGCUGCGGGUGCGGGCGCCCGCAGCGACGGCGAAGCUGGCAGCGCGGCGUGUUCGUUGGAGCCACAGGCCCGCGUGCAUGGUGCAUUGCAUGGCGGGUCGACGUCGGUCUCCCCGGAGCCGAUGCAGCACCUCCAGUGGCAGCAGCAAGAGCAGCAGCAGCAGCAGCAGCAGCAGCACCCUGCAGGGCCGGUGCAAGGGCCGGCCGCCGCUUGGACCUACCUGCAGCACCCGCCGAGCCACAGCGCCGCCCCCGCCGCAGCGGGCGCCGCGUCCCCGGCGACCAGCGUCCGCAGCUCGCGCCCCGCCGGCGCGCACACAAACAUGCACGCGCACGCGCACGCGCUGCCGUCGUCAGGGCCUGGCUCGGCCGCCGACCCCUUCAGCCCGCUACGCUCCAUGCGAGGCGGCGCCGCGACCGCCGGCAGCCCGGCGGUGGCCGGCUCGGGCGUCGAGUUCAUGCCCCUCAGCUCGUGCCUGCACUCUCAGCAGUCCCACCACUCUGGGGGCGGGGGCGGCGGAUCGCGGCCAGGUGCGCGCCACUACAGCCGGACGACCCCGCGAGAGGGCGCCGCGGCGGGGGCGCCGCGGGGCGGGCCUCAAGAUGAUGAGGAGGAGGUCAGGGCGGGCGUCCGGCUGGUGAGAAAGAAUCUCAUGCGGGAGAUAUCAGAGGCCGGCUCUGCCGCAGACCCAGGCUGCGCCGCGCGAGAGUGGCCGGGCGCGCGUGAGGGAGCCGCGGCGGGCGCCGCUGGGCGGGCGCCGCCGCAGGUGCGCGCGCCGCGGCCGGCGCCGCUGGCGCUGGCGGGGCUGCUGGGGUUGCAGCCGGAGCGGUCCGGGGCGGAGGCUGCGCCGGACGUGCAGCAGCACUUGCGGGGCUCGGAGCACCACCUCGACCAGCAGCAGCACCAGCAGCACCAGCACCACCAGCAGCAGCAGGAGCAGCAGGAGCAGCAGCAGCAGGAGCAGCAGCGGCAGCGGCCUCAGGCGCGCGACGCCGGCCAGCAGCCGCAUGCGCACGCCCCGCUCCCGGCCGCGUCGCCCGGCGGCCGGGGCCGCGGCGCCGCGGCAACUGCGCGCGCCGGCAGCCACAACCCGGCGACCGCCCCGGCCGCGCCCGCGGCCGCGCCCCUGGCACCGCCGCAGGCGGCCGCCGCGGGCCUGCUGUCGCCGACCGCCGGCGCGCUGCGGCACCACCCGCCGCGCCACCGCCGCGCGCGGUCAGACCUACCUGCGCACUACCCCCUGUCCCCCCUCGAGUCGCCGCUCCACGCGAUGGCGCCCUGGGACGCGGCGUCCGAGGAUGAUGCUGGCAACCUCGGACAGCGCGACGAGGACGAUCUGCUGCCAGAGGGCCAGCCGCGAGCCGGGCCGACCAGCCCCGGGGGCCGCACGCCGCUGCACCGCGGUCUCAAGUCGGCGGCGGCGCAGUACCGCAUCGCGCGCGCGCGGUCGCCGGUGCCGCCGUCGGGACAGCCUGCAGCGCCGACGCCUCGGUCACUUGUCCAGGCGCAAGGUGGGGCUGCGGCGUGCGGCGCGGUGGCGGAGGCGGCGGAGGAGGGGGAGGCGGCUGCAGCGGACGAGGGCAUCGCGGGCAGUGACGCUGCGGCGGCAGAGAAAGCACUCGCAGAGGCUAUGAGCCAGGUAAGCCGUGGCCGCGGUCUCGCCUUGUGCUUUGGAAAGAAGCUGCUUUCACAGGCGCCUCAAGCAGCUGACCCCUGCAAUGGGGCAGGCACUUGA
Monoraphidium neglectum is the source of this 2400-nucleotide messenger RNA. RefSeq lists its product as hypothetical. The transcript has 2 exons. Lineage: Eukaryota; Viridiplantae; Chlorophyta; Chlorophyceae; Sphaeropleales; Selenastraceae. The record is from RefSeq and is a predicted model, not a curated record. Bases 1 to 2400 code for a protein of 799 amino acids.